Bacidia gigantensis is the source of this 1518-nucleotide messenger RNA. RefSeq lists its product as uncharacterized. The coding region runs from base 1 to 1518 and encodes 505 amino acids. Gene Ontology annotation, cellular component: plasma membrane. The record is from RefSeq and is a predicted model, not a curated record. Gene Ontology annotation, molecular function: solute:inorganic anion antiporter activity. NCBI's taxonomy places the organism in Eukaryota, Fungi, Ascomycota, Lecanoromycetes, Lecanorales, Ramalinaceae. The transcript has 7 exons. Gene Ontology annotation, biological process: borate transport; transmembrane transport; monoatomic ion homeostasis.
AUGAGCCCUCGCGAUCCCUACAACAUCGACUCCCAACCCGGAUGGCGCGGCUACCGCAUACUUCGCCCCGGGCUGGGUAUGUACCACGACGUCAAACGGCGGUUGCCAUACUACUGGAGCGACAUCACCGAUGCGUGGACGUACAGAACGUUCGCGGGCACGGUCAGGAUAUAUUUCGUCAACGUACUUCCCGCCCUGGCAUUCAUCCUCGACAUGAAUCGCCGCACAGGCGGCUUCUACGGCGUCAAUGAGGCUCUCUUCUCCUCCGCGUUCGCCUGCAUGGUGUUCAGUCUGAUCGGGGCCCAGCCGUUGACGAUUGUGGGUAUCACGGGAUUGAUUUCGCUGUUUAAUUAUACGAUCUUUGAUAUUAUUAAGCGGUAUGAUACCAUAAAAGGUGUGGAGCUAUUGAUUGGGGAGUUCGAGAGCUACGGGCCGAGAGUUGGCUAUGCUGGCGUUGCAAUUGCGUUGCUCUUUUUCUUCACAGUUUAUGUUCUGGAGUUGGUACGGCAGGGUACAUGGUUCAAACCUUGGGUACGCAAUAUAUUGGGUGAUUAUGCAUAUCCUUUGGCAACAAUACUUUGGACUGGUUUUGCGCACUUCCCCGGCCAAAUGAAGGAAACGAAUGUCCCAAAAUUGCCACACACACGAGCCUUCUAUCCUACUGUGGAUAGGGACUGGCUCAUUGACUUUUGGAACCUUGACGUAAAAUGGGUCUUUGUUGCAUUGCCGAUCGGCUUUCUCAUGAUGUUACUGUUCUACUACGACCAUGCACCUGUGCAUACCGAUUCCAUGACAGAAUAUCGCAGCAAAUUGAAAGUCAUCAAGACCCAUGACGGCCAUGAGAUUUAUGAGCAGGAAACAAUUGCUGAGAGAGUCGUCGAGCAGCGAGUGUCACAUUUUCUCAUGGGUCUUGCCAUCAUUGGGACGAUGACUGGGCCUUUACUGGAUCUUUAUAACCUGAUACCGAGAGCACUUUUCGGGGGAGUUUUCUUUGUCGUCGGUUGGAGCGGUCUCGAAGGAAACGGCAUAAUGAAGAAAAUCCUUUAUCUCAUUCGCGAAGAGCGAUUUGUGCAGCCUGAUGAACCUUUGCGCCAAGUUCCAAACCAGAAGAUACUGCUUUAUUUGUUCUGGCAGAUAUUCGGUAUCACAGCGACUGUUGGCGUUUCGCAGACGAUUGCGGGCAUUGGGUUCCCAGUGCUCAUCAUCGCCUUGAUCCCACUGAGAUGGAAGAUCCUUCCGAAGAUGUUCAAGCCUGAAGAAUUGAGCAUCAUGGAUCAUCUUACAGCUGAUAGUGACAUCGUUCUUGCAAGUAUGGGUGGCAAGCCCACAAUGCCAGAAGACCGAAUCGAGCACGAUGAGGUCGAGCGUAAUACCCCGAAAAGUAGUGAUCGAGAUGGGAGUAAAGACGUGAGUAGCGAGAAGCUGUCGACCGCUGAGCGGGGUGAGGCGAGCGAGGGUUUGCGGGCAAGGGGUAAUGUCGUCAAAGAGCCCGAUGAAUAUCGAGGUUAUGGUAUGUAG